Molecule: messenger RNA, 3833 nt
Organism: Mya arenaria
Lineage: Eukaryota; Metazoa; Mollusca; Bivalvia; Myida; Myidae
Exons: 10
Coding region: 137-1783 (548 amino acids)
Cellular component (GO): cytoplasm
Source: RefSeq, a predicted model, not a curated record
GUUAUCAUACUUUAUCUGCAUUUUUAAAAAAAAAUAAUAGGUCAAUUAGUUUUAUCAAUCAAUGAGUACAGUCAUGUGGGAUAAAAACGUCUUACUAUUAACACCAGCACAUAGUGAGCACAAUCACUGAGGCAGGAUGUUUAAGGCAUUGGAUCGUCCCCACUAUGACACGCUUCAGCUAAACAGAUCAAAAUCCAAGAAGACUCAAGGGCCGCAAGCACGACAAGUUUCCACCCUGGCGGAUCUUGCAGCUGUCACGCUCAAUUGGCACUCAGCUAAACUGGAAGAUGGAAUGCAGGAUAUUCCCCGACAUCUACUGCCCCACAUACUCAAGCUCGCCAUUCUCAAUGAUCAGGCCUGGGCGGUCAUCACGCUUAUUGCCAAUUGGCCAUUCCAGACACUCAGGUUCAGUGACAUUUUGAACACAGAGGAGGCUGAGGUUUUCGAGGAUGAAAUGGCAGGGAUCAAUUAUUUUGUGCUGGAUGGCCUGACUGGCAGAACAAAGGCAUGCAAACUUACGUGUCUGGACUUCACCAACAUCAUAUUGCACACCAGCCUGGUGAGACAGAUGAUCCAGGCCUGGCCGCUGUUGUCCCUCACGAAAUCCAAACUCAAACCUAAAACCCUGGCAAAAACUGUGGCCAAAACUGCCGGUCUAGACCAAGUGAAGCUUUCAUUCGAAAUAAUUCCAAAGAUUCUUGCGGAGAGGUUAGACAAUGAUGUCAUCCGCUUCGCUACCAGCAGAAUAAAACUUCCAAGAGGUCAGAGACUGGAGAUCAAGCUGGAUGAUGUAUAUUUCACAACCCAGAGCAUGUUCUUCCUCGACUACAUGAUCGUCAACUGCCUCAGGGACAUUACUCCUCUCCAUGUUACAGUGGGAAACAUUCAUAUCAGGUCAGAGAUCAUUGAUGGUGACAUCAUCACAGAUUCACUUGCCCCUUUUGUUGUGCUCAAAGGACAGAAUGCAGAGACACUUGAGGGCCUCUCACUGCAGCAGCUUGAAGAAGGGAUUCUGUGGUUAGUGAUUGAUGAUCUCUGCCGGUUUACUCGCCUUACAGCUCUUGACCUCCAAGACUGUAACAUCUAUCUCCAAGAAGGCAAGACACGGGCCCGCACUUCCACUCGAGCUCGUCUAUCAAAUACGCUCAAAUGUCUUACAAGUCUCCGACGACUAAACCUUGCAUCAAAUUACCUUGUCGGGUGCCUUGGGGAAAUUCUUGAUGCUGUACAAAACCCACUACAGUUUCUCGGUAUUCGUAGCUGUGAUUUGGACCAAAGUGAUCUCAGUAGUUUAGAACAAUCAAAACAUGCAGCUAGCAUACGAGAAUUGAACAUUUCAAAGUUGUGCCAUUUUUCUUUGUUUGGGAGUGACAAUUUAACUCCAAGUGAUGUUCUGAAAAUGGUAAAACAUUUCCCAAAUGUGACGGUGCUAAAUCUUGCUCAAAAUCACUUGACAGACUCAGGAAUGGGAGAUUUCCUACAGACACUACCAAAGCUCACAAGUUUAAAGGGUCUAGAUCUGUCAGGGAACAAUUUACAGCUGGACAGUCAUCUGUCGUUAGCACGAGCUUGUGCACACAUACCUGUAAUGCAGUGGCUCAGGCUCUCGAGUGUAGAUAGGCUCAACUUAGAUGAGUUCUUGGAGAAUCUUAACUUUGGCAACCAGGAAAUGGAAGGGAAGAUAAUGAAUGCUAUGAAGGAGCUUGGUAGAGAAGACAUUUCUGUGAACAUUUUACCUCCCUCUGUGGCAAUCAUGGUUGAUCUUGUGGACUUCUUUGAUUGAAAUUUUGACAGUGCUAUAAGGUGAAGAAAGCAGACCAAUUUUGAUGAUAUUGGACCCAACAUUUUGAUAGUCUUUGACCCACAAUAUUAAUGAGGUUUGACACAGAAUAUUCAUAAGGUUUAACCCUGAAUAUUCAUGAGGUUUAUUCCUGAAUAUUCAUGAGGUUUGAUUUGACCCAGAAUAUUCAUGAGGUUUGACCCAGAAUAUUUAUUAUGUUUGAUCCAGAAUAUGACUGAGGUUUAAAGUUAAAACUGCUUAAUUGAAAGACUGUACAGAUAUAUUAAGUUGUAAAUAUACAAUACUGUUGGUGUAAUUUUAUAUAAAUUGAAGGACUGUUGAUGAUGUUUGACAAAUUGAUGACAAGUAAACAAAUGGUGCUAGUAUUGUUAUGAUGUCUGGCUAUAGUUUAAAGGGACUAGAACCCAGAUGGUCCAAAAAAUGGCAAAUACAGUAUUUCCUCAAGACAAGCCAAGUUUUGUCAAUAUGAGCAAGCAUAAUACAGUACAUGGUUAAAAGUAUAAAUUUGUCGCAAUCUCAGCUGAGUUUACCAGGUUAAAAAACGAUUCCCAGUUUAUUGUGUGUAUAGUUAGUAUGUGAAAGUCGAGUGUUAAGUACAGAUACAUAUACCAACGUUAUUUUUAAAUUUACUGGUAUUUACCUGGUAGACAAACGAACAAAUUUCGAAUUGGAAAAAAACGCGAACUUCAAAUGAUACAUGUUGUUCAUUAUGAUAGCACUUUUUAUGGAAGUUUUUGACAAUUUUAUUUUUUCUUGGGUUUGUAUCAUCUGGUGUCUAGUCCCUUUCACAUUAAUAGGGCUUAACCUAAGAUGGAUUUUUCAUCAAAUGCAUAGAAUACUGAUUUGAAUGUAGGCUUCUAUUGAAGAAUUUAAUCAACGUGAAUUAUGUAAACAGUUAUAUAAUGAAAGAAGGAAGAUAAUUGAAUGUGUAAUGGAUAUCUUAAUAUACUUUAUGACCUAAGGAAAACCAAUUUUGUGUGAUUAAAUUGUUUUGUACCCAGCAAGGGUGUACUGGUAGUGUUUUUUAUGGAUAACUGAUAAUCAUUAUCAUGAAGCCAGAAAUAUCUUUAUUAAUGGUCAUAGUCAUUGUUAUCCUGUCCAAGAACUUUUUUUACUCAGCCUUGUAUGUGUCUGGCUGAAUACCUCAAGUUAGAAAAAGAGUUCAAUACUCAUGGGGGGAAGAUACUGCAUAUCACACUGCAUUUGCUUGAAUGUUUAGGCUCAUUACUAAAUUACUCAUGAAAUAAUGCAUCUUCUGAAAAAAGAACAGAACAUCUCUAUGUGGUAUUUACCUCACGAUGGUAUAAACCUUUCUAUGAGGUAUGUACCUCGCUUUGUGGUAUGUACCUGUCAAUGUGGUUUGUAACUUGCUAUGUGGUAUUCACCUUAUUAUGUAUACCUCAUGAUGUGGUUUGUAAAUUGCUAUGUGGUAUUCACCUGAUUAUGUAUACCUCAUGAUGUGGUUUGUAACUUGCUAUGUGGUAUUCACCUUAUUAUGUAUACCUCAUGAUGUGGUUUGUAAAUUGCUAUGUGGUAUUCACCUCAUUAUGUAUACCUCGUGAUGUGGUUUGUAAAUUGCUAUGUGGUAUUCACCUCAUUAUUUUGGUUUUAAUCUCCCUAUGAGGUACAUGUAUGUACAUCAACCCAAAUCCAAGAGUUAUUAAGUGUACUGCAUUCACAGGAGGACAUUAAGGGUUUAAUGUUGACAAAAAAAUGUACUGUUCAGCUUGUUUUCUUAAUGUGUUUCACUUUUAUUUGUGACAUCGCCUUCUGCAAAAAUGUCCAGUGAAGACUGUUAAGUGAUUUAAAGAAAUAGAAAAUUGAAUUAAAAAAACAAACAUUUGGCACCCAUCAUGUGUAAAAUUGAAUGAAAAGUUUUUUGUCAAAUGUUUUCUAAGCUAACUACAAUGGCCUGCUUAAGAGGUGUAACAUUUCGCAACUAAAUUAUUUUCCCUCCACAGGAUUUAUUGUGCUGACGAUGUAACAUUUAGAAAAACAGUGCAAUAUUUAUGUAAUAAAGAAUCAAAAGACA